This is a messenger RNA of Sphaeroforma arctica JP610, 1700 nucleotides long. RefSeq lists its product as hypothetical. Gene Ontology annotation, molecular function: cyclin-dependent protein serine/threonine kinase regulator activity. The record is from RefSeq and is a predicted model, not a curated record. Lineage: Eukaryota; Ichthyosporea; Ichthyophonida. The coding region runs from base 54 to 1583 and encodes 509 amino acids. The transcript has 4 exons. Gene Ontology annotation, cellular component: nucleus. Gene Ontology annotation, biological process: regulation of transcription by RNA polymerase II.
CGUAGAUACGUGUAUACACAUACAUAUACACACAUACACACAUAGCUGUCAGUAUGACGGGAAAACGCCACUACGUGCAACUCACACUGGAUAAUGUGACGCUGUCAGAGGAGGAUCUCAAGCACACUCCUUCAGCUGCAGACGGUCUAAGUGCGAGUGACGAGAUGGAUCUGCGCAUAUACGGAUGUGAAUAUAUACAGUUGGCGGGGAAGCUUUUGAAAUUACCACAGAUAGCCAUGGCGGUCGCUAUGAAUAUGUACCAGAGGUACUACUAUCGGAAAUCCAUGGUUGUGCAUGAUUUUGAGACGUGCGCGAAAGCGUGUAUAUUCUUGGCAGCUAAGAUUGAAGAAAAUUCGCGGCGGAGUAACGAUGUACUGAAUGUCUGUCAUUACAUCAGUCGAGUGCACGGUGGUGACACCGAUCCGACCCCGCUCGAUGCUUAUUCUAAGCCAUUUAUGGUGCUAAAGAACGAAAUGAUCAAAGCGGAGAGGAGGGUAUUGAACGAACUGGGCUUCAGCGUGCAUAUCCAGCACCCCCACAAGCUGAUAGCCAACUACCUGCAAGUACUGACACUUUACGCCAACACCGAGUUGGCGCAAAUAGCGUGGAGCUACAUGAAUGAUUCCUUCCGGACCAAUGUCUUCUGCCGUUUCCCACCGCAUAUUAUCGCGGCGGCCACUAUCUAUCUGGCUACCAAUAUGAAGAAUAUUGUCUUACCCAGCAAUCCGCCCUGGUACGAAUUGUUUGACGGGAAUAAGAAGGAUAUCGAGGAGGUGUCCAAGGCGAUACUGUUCGUGGUGCACCGGGAGAAGAAGCCCUGGGGCGAGCUCAAGGCCAAUGUGCACACACUGCUGAAAGAGCGUAACGCAAAAAUAGAGCAGCUGCGCAUAGCCAGGAGGAAGGAGAGGGGCGAGGCAGCUAUAGUUAGCGACGAGGAUGCGGAGAAAGUGAAAGGUCAAUCUGUGGCCUCCCCUGCGAAGUCGGUGGCGCAGCAAUUGACAGAAGACAAUGGAUCUGGCGACAAAAGCACAGACCAAAAAGAUCGGGUACGUCCCCCGAGAAUUAGGAAUACGCCGGAAUCCGAUGCGUCAUACAAAGCCAAAACUAGUGGCGUGAAUGGUGUCAACGGCACCAAGAAGGAGCGGCCCCCUUUAUCAGUGAGUGCUGAAAGAGUGAACAAAAGUGGCGAGAAAGAUAAGGAGAAGCGCAGUCGUAGUCGAGAGGAUGACAGGAACAGAGAUAGAGGGCGUAAGAGGAGUAGGAGUGUGAGUCUAAUGCGGAAGGAGCGAGACACUAAAAGAACAGGUGGGAAAACAACAGGCGCGAAACGGAUUACUAAGGAAGGAAGCACUGCGCGCAGUAGCAGCCGAAGUUCGGAGCGAACGAGCGCUCGGCGGGAUAGAAGCCGCAGUAAAGAUAGGGAUGAGUAUAGAGGCGGUAGGCGAGAGUCCUCUUACCACGGAAGUGGGCGAGGGGGUAAUAAGGAUAGGGGUAGGGAUCGUGACCGUGACCGUGAUCGCAGAGAUGAUAGAGAUAAAGAGAGAAGGGGAGAGAUGGGACGAAGGGAUUCGCGAAGACGAUAAGAAAGUGGGCUUAUUUAACAGCAUUCACUUUUUAGCAUAUUCUCCUUGAUAUAGGGUACUUGUACUUCUGGGGAGUGCGUGGGCAGCAUGCAUGUAAUCAUAUCACUGUCCCACGAC